This is a messenger RNA of Oncorhynchus keta (chum salmon), 2272 nucleotides long. Its product is annotated as dnaJ homolog subfamily A member 1-like. Gene Ontology annotation, cellular component: cytoplasm; cytosol. Gene Ontology annotation, biological process: protein refolding; response to heat. The transcript has 9 exons. Lineage: Eukaryota; Metazoa; Chordata; Actinopteri; Salmoniformes; Salmonidae. Gene Ontology annotation, molecular function: Hsp70 protein binding; ATP binding. The record is from RefSeq and is a predicted model, not a curated record. The coding region runs from base 184 to 1392 and encodes 402 amino acids.
GAAAAUCACCGACGUCAUGGUUUGACCUCGUUUUUUUCCGAGUUGUCUUGAAAGCACCAUUAAAGUAGGCGGUGCAAGUAGUAGAAGGUUCUGGAAGUUCAUCGCCAGGACGGGGGUGUUAUAAGUUAAACAAGGUCCUUUCUCUCAACGGCCGUCUAUUGUAACAGACUGUAACCAACAACAAUGGUGAAGGAAACUGGCUUUUAUGAUAUGUUGGGUGUUAAGCCCAAUGCCACACCAGAUGAGCUGAAAAAGGCUUAUCGUAAGCUGGCCUUGAAAUACCACCCUGACAAGAACCCUACAGAAGGGGAGAAAUUUAAGCAGAUAUCUCAGGCAUAUGAGGUGCUGUCAGACUCCCAGAAGAGAGAGGUGUACGACCGGGGAGGGGAGAAGGCAAUAAAAGGAGGGGGCAGCGGAGGUGGCGGAGGUUUUGGAUCCCCCAUGGACAUCUUUGACAUGUUCUUUGGAGGAGGUGGCCGACUGCACCGGGAGAGAAGAGGAAAGAAUGUGGUUCAUCAGCUCACAGUCUCUUUGGAAGACCUCUUCAAUGGCGCCACGAGGAAACUUGCUGUCCAGAAGAAUGUUAUUUGCGAGCGAUGUGAAGGUCGCGGGGGAAGGAAGGGUGCGGUGGAAAUGUGUAUGUCCUGUCACGGCACGGGCAUGCAGGUGCGCCUCCACCAGCUGGGUCCGGGCAUGGUGCAGCAGGUGUCCACCGUGUGCGGGGGUUGCCAGGGCCAGGGCCAGCGCAUCAGUCACAAGGACCGCUGCAAGGCCUGCAGUGGACGGAAGAUUCUGCGGCAGAAAAAGAUCCUGGAGGUCCACAUUGGCAAAGGUAUGAAGGAUGGGCAGAAGCUAGUUUUCCACGGGGAGGGAGAUCAGGAGCCAGGACUAGAGCCUGGUGACAUCAUCAUUGUCCUGGAUCAGAGAUUCCAUCCCGUCUUCACCAGGCAAGGGGACAAUCUGAUCAUGACUAUGGAGCUGCAGCUGGUGGAGGCCCUGUGUGGUUUCCAGAAGCCUUGGCAAACUUUGGACAACCGAAGCCUCCUCAUCACCUGCCACCCAGGGGAAUUGAUCAAACCUGGCGACAAGAAGUGUGUCAUGAAUGAGGGGAUGCCCAUGCACCGCCGGCCAUUUGAAAAGGGACGCCUCAUUAUCCUCUUUUUGGUGGUAUUCCCCGAGGCCAACUUCCUCCCAAAGCACAAGCUGAAGGAGCUAGAGCACUACCUUCCUGCCAAGAGGGAAGCGGAGCAGCCUGAGAGCAUGGACGACGACCUCUACAUAUACACCGACCUGGAGGACUGCGACCCGGCCAGAGUAAGACGCAGCCAAUACCAUUACACGGAAGAGGAUGACAACCCGUCCGCUGGCGGGGUCCAGUGCCAGACCUCAUAAGACCCCGUCACAUCACUCCAACCUCAAAACCCAGCCCCCUCUGGAAACAUGCACAACCCGCAUCUUACAUUUUAUUCUCUUAACUUACAAUGCUAACUGUGGUGCCGAAGCAGUCCUUUGGGCUGGAUACCCGGAUCUAUGUUCCAAGGUGACUUGGCUGUCUUUUUGUUGGAUCGUGUGCCUGAGUGGAAGAAAUGGAUUUCUGGUUAAGUUCCUUAGAUGACCAGAAAUGAAGAUUCUGAGAUUUUGGAAGUGCUAUGGAUGCUGUCACUGACAUUUUUAUAUAUAUAUAUAAAGUUUGAUUGUUAUGGUGUUUUGAGUUGUAAAUUAGCAGGUUUUGAGCACCCUCUGUCUGCUUUGAUGUCACGGUCAGUACCGUUUGGGAUUUUGUGUUGUCCAAAGGUCACGAGAGAAGAUGGUUGGAAUCAAUAAUUCAUGUUGCCAAAUUGAAUCCUAGGCCUAUUUCCAUUUUAGAAUAAAUGUUUUUGUAUACCACAUCAGCAUAGUUUAGAAGAUACUUGCCAAUUAUUACACCAAUGUUUUUGUUUAAUUAAUUUUGAAUGAUGUAAUGAUGUGUUAUCUACAUUUCAUAAUGCAUAUUGACCUUUUUGUGGUUAAUAUCUGCUGUAAUAUGGUAUACUUUGUUAUGUUCAACUGAUGAUGAAAAGUUAUUUACCCCAUUUUUACUAUCAAGAGUUGUCUGUUUAAUUCCUCCAUUCUUCAUGGGAAUUAGUCAAAAUAAAUCAACUUUCCAUAGACCUCUCAAGAAGUUCUGCUACUGGUAUCUAUGUUCUGUGACUGUCAUUGUCUUGGGAUUAAAAUAAACUUAAUGGCUAGUCUUCUACUGCCAAAUUGAAAUGAUUAAACUCUUGAAGUCUCA